AUGUUCUCACGACGAAGCUUCGAACGCUUCUGCGUACUGGUUCUAAGCCUUGCUGCCACUGGUACGCUUGUUGAAGCUGGGCCCUGUGAUAUAUACGCCUCCGGCAACACGCCCUGCAUCGCCGCGCACAGCACCACUCGGGCCCUGUACAAUGCCUACACCGGCGCACUCUACCAGGUCAAACGUGGCUCCGAUGGUACCACGACCGAUAUCUCGCCGCUUUCCGCUGGUGGGGUUGCGAAUGCCGCAGCCCAGGACACAUUCUGUUCAAGCACAACCUGCUUAAUCACGAUCAUUUAUGACCAGUCUGGCCGCGGUAAUCACCUCAAGCAGGCUCCACCGGGCGGCUUCAAAGGCCCUGAAGCUAAUGGCUACGAUAACCUGGCCAGCGCGAUUGGCGCACCAGUCACGCUGAACGGCCAGAAGGCAUACGGCGUGUUCAUGUCUCCCGGCACCGGCUACAGCAACAAUGCCGCCAGCGGCACGGCGAUAGGGGAUGCAGCGGAGGGAAUGUAUGCAGUGCUUGAUGGAACCCACUACAACGGUGCCUGCUGCUUCGACUAUGGCAAUGCUGAGGUCAGCAGUACCGAUACGGGCAACGGCCACAUGGAGGCCAUCUACUAUGGUGACAACACCGGCUGGGGCUCCGGCGCUGGGAGUGAACGGCCUGUUCUCUGGCUCUUCCCCGCCAACAACGCCGGCGACCCGUCGUUGUCCUACCGUUUUGUCAAUGCGGUUCUCAAGGGAGGGCCAAACAAAUGGGCCAUUCGCGGUGGAAAUGCUGCGUCCGGUUCCCUAUCAACAUACUACAGCGGCGCGCGUCCAAGCGUAUCUGGAUACAACCCGAUGAGCAAAGAGGGUGCCAUCAUCCUUGGCAUCGGCGGCGACAACAGCAACGGCGCCCAGGGCACGUUCUACGAGGGCGUGAUGACUUCCGGCUACCCGACCGAUGCCACCGAGAACUCUGUGCAGGCUAAUAUCGUAGCGGCGAAGUAUGCUACCACGUCGCUGACUAGCGGAACCGCGCUCACUGUCGGUUCAUCAAUCUCGCUGCGGGCUACCACGUCCGGCUACACGACGCGCUACAUCGCACACACCGGCACGACCAUCAAUACUCAGGUUGUCUCGUCAUCCAGCACCACCGCCCUCAAGCAGCAGGCUAGCUGGACGGUUCGCGCAGGUCUUGCCAAUAGCGCUUGCUUCUCGUUCGAGUCCGUCGAUACCCCUGGGAGCUUCAUCAGGCACUAUAACUUCGCGCUCUUACUUGCCGCCAACGACGGCACGAAGUCACUCUACGAAGAUGCCACAUUCUGCCCGCAGACCGGCCUAAAUGGCCAGGGCAGCUCGAUUAGAUCCUGGAGCUAUCCCACUCGCUACUUCCGCCACUACGAGAACGUGCUUUAUAUUGCGAGCAACGGCGGUGUCCACACGUUCGACUCCGCCACUUCUUUCAACGAUGACGUGAGCUGGGUGAUCAGCACUGGCUUUGCUUGA
Penicillium samsonianum is the source of this 1494-nucleotide messenger RNA. Its product is annotated as alpha-L-arabinofuranosidase B. NCBI's taxonomy places the organism in Eukaryota, Fungi, Ascomycota, Eurotiomycetes, Eurotiales, Aspergillaceae. Gene Ontology annotation, biological process: pectin catabolic process; arabinan metabolic process; L-arabinose metabolic process. The record is from RefSeq and is a predicted model, not a curated record. Bases 1 to 1494 code for a protein of 497 amino acids. Gene Ontology annotation, molecular function: alpha-L-arabinofuranosidase activity. The transcript is spliced from 2 exons.